Messenger RNA from Galendromus occidentalis (western predatory mite), 1348 nucleotides. Its product is annotated as endophilin-A. NCBI's taxonomy places the organism in Eukaryota, Metazoa, Arthropoda, Arachnida, Mesostigmata, Phytoseiidae. The transcript is spliced from 9 exons. The record is from RefSeq and is a predicted model, not a curated record. Bases 176 to 1348 code for a protein of 390 amino acids. Gene Ontology annotation, molecular function: protein binding. Gene Ontology annotation, biological process: synaptic vesicle uncoating. Gene Ontology annotation, cellular component: glutamatergic synapse; presynapse; cytoplasm.
UGCCUGUCUGCUCACUUGCCUACCCGCCCGCUCACUCACUGAAUCACUCGAGGAAUUAUCUAGUGGAGCGGCGGAAAACUCACGGCGGCGAGCCACAGACACACGUCAGAAGAUCAGCGCAGCUCGCAGCUGAUACGAGUGGAAUCAGGAUCAGGAUCGAUUCGUGAAGAACAGAAUGGCAUUCGCGGGCUUGAGAAAACAGAUCAACAAAGCCAACCAGUAUGUCAGCGAAAAAAUCGGAGGUGCGGAAGGCACCAAGCUCACCGAAGACUAUACUCAUAUGGAAAAGAAAGUUGAUCUCACCAAUGAUCUGGUGGAGCAGUUGAUCACCCAGACCAAGGAAUUACUGCAGCCCAAUCCUGCGACACGAGCGAAGCUCACCGUGAACGCAAGGCUUAGAGGUCCAACGGCAACAGCUGGGCAAGCUUCACAUGCAUACCCUCAACCAGAAGGCAUUCUCGGAGAUUCAAUGGUCAAAUUCGGAACCGAUUUGGGACCAGAAUCGGCAUUUGGGAGAAGUCUCAUCGAAACAGGCGAAUCUCUCCGGCAGCUCGCAGACAUCAAAUAUUCUCUCGAAGACAAUGUGAAACAGAACUUCUUGGAGCCCCUUACGCAACUCCAGCAAAAGGAUCUCAAGGAUGUUAUGUUCCAUCGCAAAAAGCUUCAAGGCCGAAGGCUCGACUACGAUUGCAAGAAGAGGAAGCGAACCACGGGAGGCCAUGUCACCGACGAAGAGAUGCGAACUGCCGGCGAAAAAUUCGAGGAGAGCUUCAAUCUCGCUUCACAGGGAAUGUUCAACCUUCUGGAGAAUGACGUGGAGCAAGUUUCCCAGCUGUGUGCGCUUAUGGAAGCGUUCAGCGAGUAUCAUCAACAAUGCGCGGAGACCUUGGCGCAGCUCACUGACAAACUCCAAGACUUGCGACACGAAGCUUCUGCUAAGCCUAGAGGUUCAUUCGAACCGAAGAAGCUUUCCGAUCUCGACCAGCAACCACUUGACGCGGGCCGUUCACCGCUCCCCUCGCCAGGCAAUGCACCCGGCCAGCAGGGAGGUAACAUGUACCUCGGCAACUUCAACCAACAAAACAGGAACGCCAGGUCCCCUAACGCUUCGCCUAUUCCGUCUCCCAUGCGGUCCCCUGCCGCUCCAUCUCCUUCAGCGCAGAAGAAACCGAGCGUGCAAGCGCUGUACGACUUCUCCGCGGAGAAUCCUGGAGAACUUGAAUUCAAGGAGGGAGAUAAAAUCGAUCUGAUCCGCCAAAUAGACGCGAACUGGUUCGAGGGCUCUCUGAAUGGAAAAUCUGGAUUUUUCCCUGUCAAUUACGUUGAAGUCCUCGUCCCGCUACAGUAA